UUAAGGCGGGCAGUAGAAGUUCCUUGGCCAUUUGUGGAAGGAGUCAGGCUAGUGUCCUAGCCUCUGCAUUUUGGUUUAUCUGACUGGAAAAGCCCGUGUGUGCAACAGCUGCCCUCCUGGGGAUAUGAAACUGAAGCUUCAGCCCUUCCAUCUGCUCGUUUGGCUGCUGUGUGUCUUGCUGGUGGUUCUGAGCUGCUUUAGGGAGGUGAGGUGAGGCGAGGCACCUUGAGCAGCUUAAGUGGCCACCCAAUCAAGGGCUAAAUUUGGUGGCCGCUAGUAGCGGAGCAAUACUAGAAGACAAUCUUCUCGGGGAGCAUCUGCCCUGGGCCUUCAGCUUUCCCAAGGAAUGCUGUCUCGGAAGGAACUGCUGCUCCCAAGAUGAACUGCUUCUUCCUAUCGGCUGCCAUCUGGAGGUAUCGCUCCUGGCUGCUGGCUGCCAUCUUCCUCCUCUUGCUGCUGCUGCAGCUCAAGCAGCAGACCAAACAAGAAGUACUGUGGCUCAGUCCUUCGGAGGAGCUAUGGAGACCGCAAUGGAGGAGCACUUCCACCCGUUCUUUGGCUGCUCAGCAGGUGCUAGGAAAGACUGGCUCAGAGGAACAGGGUGGCCCCAACAUAGUCUUUCUGAAGAUCCACAAAACUGGCAGCAGUACAGUGCAAAAUAUCCUCUUUCGAGCUGGUGAGCGGCGCAACCUGACUGUGGCCUUCCCCCUCUUCUCCUACCAGUUUGCCUAUCCAGAGCGCUUCUCAAGGGUCUUUAUGGAGGACCUCCCACAGGGGGCUUCCCACUUCAACCUGCUCUGCAGCCACAUGAGGCUGGAUGUUGGAGAAGUGCAGGCUGUCAUGCCUCCUCACAGCAUCUUCCUCACCAUCCUACGUGACCCAGUGCAGACUUUUGAAUCGGUCUUUCAUUACUACCGCAACAUGGUGCCUGCCUUCCAGCCAUUGUCCAACCACUCUAAGCCACUGCUUGCUUUCCUUGAGGCCUCGGCUCAGUACUAUGAUGCUCAGGACACCAGCAACGGGCUGGCCAAGAACCCCAUGGCCUUUGACCUGGGCCUCAAUGCAAGCUGGGAAGAAGCCCCAAGGAGCCAAUGGGCUGGUGAGCUCGAAAGACUCAAUCGGACCUUUCAGCUGGUGAUGAUUGCCGAGCAUUUUGACGAGUCCCUGCUCCUGGUACGAGAGCUGUUAGGUCUGGAGAUGGAAGAGCUGGUAUAUGUCAAGCUAAAUGUCCGCCAGGAGAGAACACUUCUGUCCAAAGGGCUUGCCCAGAAGAUUCAGGCUUGGAACUCAUUGGAUGUACAGCUCUACAGGUUUUUCCACAGUGUUUUCUGGCACAAGAUAGAGCACUAUGGCUACAUGCGCAUGAAGCGGGAGUUGGAUACCUUCCGGGCACUGCAGCGGGAAACUGUGGCUAGGUGCCUAGCAGGGGAUAGGGUUGGGCCAGCGGACAUGGCUGAUGAGCUGCGGCCUUGGCAGCCAGGCAGUGUCACCAUUCUAGGCUACAGCCUCAGGAAGAACCUUACCUAUGCCCAAUACAAGAGCUGCUUCCGUAUAGUUUUACCUGAGCUCCAGUAUCAUGCUUACCUCUACUACAGGCAAUAUAGAAGGAACAUGCAUCUGCUCCCCACUACCUAGAGGUGAGGCAGAGUUGUUAGCUAUUCCUUGAGGGAGCUGUAGCCCAAUCCUUCCUGCCUCCAUUCCUUUGACCGCAGAUGCCUGAGCACAUGGAAUACAUUGGCGUGUCAUAGGUUAUGGAGCAAGAAGAGUGGGAAAGUCAGAUUAGAAGUCCUUUUUGUCUCCUCUCACAUUAAGAAUUCAAGAUGGGCCAGUCAAAAGAAGGAGGCAAUUUCUCACAUUACACAUGGUGUAAGGAGAUAAUGAGGCUUUUAUUCCAGGGGUUGCCAGGAGGUAGCCAAGCAAACAUCUGCCUCUUCAAUGGCUCUGCCUACUGUAGCACAAAAUGAACAGAUUGUUAACCCCAGCAGACAGGUGGGCAGGGUGUGUGACAAGGCCAGAUCUGCAGAAGUAGUGGCUGCAUCAUUGUUCACUCAGUGCAUAAUUAAUCUAUAAAGUGUAUUGCCUCAGACUAUGAUGGACACCAGCUUUGAUACCUUUAAAAAGGGCUUAACCAAAUUAAAGUCUAUCAGUGGUUGCUAAUUUUGGCAGGUAGCCUAUAGACUAUCUCCAGGUUCAGAGACAGGACACCUCUGUCUACCCAUUGCAGGAGACAGAGG
Hemicordylus capensis (graceful crag lizard) is the source of this 2234-nucleotide messenger RNA. Its product is annotated as galactosylceramide sulfotransferase-like. Gene Ontology annotation, molecular function: galactosylceramide sulfotransferase activity. The transcript has 2 exons. Gene Ontology annotation, cellular component: membrane. Gene Ontology annotation, biological process: glycolipid biosynthetic process. Bases 379 to 1635 code for a protein of 418 amino acids. Lineage: Eukaryota; Metazoa; Chordata; Lepidosauria; Squamata; Cordylidae. The record is from RefSeq and is a predicted model, not a curated record.